CAACAAUCCUUGGCUAGUAGGACCAGCAUUUCUUCUAAACGACCAUGUUUCUACAGAGGAAACGCAUGAAUUACAGAACCCAGAUGAGGACAAGGAAGUGAGAAGGGAGAUCAAGGCCUUAAAAACCAGUGUGGAGGAUGAACCUCAUCACCAGCUUGGAACUCAUCGUUUCAGUAGAUUCUCAAGUUGGAGAAGACUAGUAGAGACUAUUGCUCACUUACAACACAUAGCCCAGUCAGUUAAAGGAUCAGACUGUUCAGGGUGGCACAUAUGUACCAAGUGGAAAACAGUGGAUGCCUUUGAAGCAGCGCAGAAGCAUCUACUUGUUGAAGUUCAACAGGAAGCAUACGAGAAUGAAAUUCAGUGUCUCCAAGCAGGGAAUUGUCUCCCGAAAUCCAGUUCAUUAACAAAAUUGGCGCCCUUUAUUGGUACCGAUGGCCUCAUGCAUGUUGGCGGCAGACUGAAACACUCCAGUUUGACAGAAGCAGAAAAAACAUCCUAUUCUUGUUCCUGGACGUCACCACAUUGCCAUACUUAUCAUCCGUUACUAUCAUGAGCAGACAAAACACCAAGGUCGACACAUCACAGAAGGUUCCGUUCGUUCAGCGGGGUUCUGGAUUACAGGAGCUAAGUCAUUAGUGUCCUCUAUACUGUACAAAUGCGUCAAGUGUCGGAAACUUCGAGGAAGUCUUGGUGUUCAAAAGAUGGCUGACCUUCCUUCAGACAGACUGGAACCUGGACCGCCAUUUACCAAUGUUGGAGUGGAUUGUUUUGGCCCAUGGCAAGUUGUGACUAGAAAGACACGAGGAGGGCAAGCAUGCAGCAAAAGAUGGUAAGAGAUGUUCACGUGUCUGACUAUUCGUGCAGUCCACAUAGAGAUAGUGGAGGAGCUGAGUUCUUCAGCUUUUAUUAACGCCUUGAGAAGAUUUAUGGCAAUCAGGGGACCAGUCAAACUUUUCCGAUCUGACCGAGGAACGAACUUUGUGGGGUCAACUGACAACCUUGGCAUCAACGCUAUCAACGUAGAGGACAGCAGUGUGAAGCAAUUUUUGUACUCCCAAGGAUGUACCUGGCUAUUCAACCCGCCCCAUGCAUCUCACAUGGGUGGAGUCUGGGAGAGGGUCAUUGGGGUUUCAAGAAGGAUUCUAGAUUCUCUUCUAACAGAUGUUCCAGGGACAGGCCUCACGCAUGAACUUCUCUCAACCUUUAUGGCCGAAGUGUCCGCCAUAAUGAACGCAAGACCACUGGUACCUCUCACCACAGACGCAGAAAACCCUGUACCGUUGUCCCCAUCACUGCUACUUACGCAGAAACCACAACAAAUUACCUCUGUCACAGAAACAUUUGAUGGUAAAGACCUUUUCCGAAAGGAGUGGAAACGAGUUCAAGCCCUGGCUGACAUGUUUUGGCACCGCUGGAAAGCUGAGUAUUUACAGACUCUUCAACAGAGGAAGAAAUGGCUGGAACCUAAGAGAAACCUGUGUGAAGGUGAUGUUGUUUUAGUUAGAAACAAGCAGACAGCAAGGAAUGACUGGCCGUUAGGGAUCAUUCACAAGACCUUCCCAUCCUCCGACGGUUUAGUUCGCAAGUGUGAGGUACGCGUAGUACUUGAAGAACAAGCAACCUUGUACACUCGACCUACAGCUGAACUUAUAUUGCUUCUACCAUGUUAGAAUGUAUCAUGUCUUAUUAGUGUAAAUAUGUUAAUGUAGUGAUGACGUUGUCAUCAAGCGGGGAGUGUUCUGUCAAGUGUUAAGAGUUAUCUCUCUUUACGUAUUGAUUUUUCAUGUUGGAACUCUUUUGUGUUUUUUGGUAAAAUUGUUGCAUAUAAGCCCGCCAUUUGUUAACGUGGUUGGACGCCGCUCAGUUUACUUCGACAAUUUCUCCAUAAUUUUGGCCUAUCACAGAUCUUUUACCACAAUCACAUAAUACAUUGAUGCAACUUAGCCAGAAUUGUUGUUGUCAAUCUGUGGGUAAACUAUCUGUCAGAAGACCACGGGUCAUAGCGACA
Molecule: messenger RNA, 2011 nt
Organism: Saccostrea cuccullata (small rock oyster)
Lineage: Eukaryota; Metazoa; Mollusca; Bivalvia; Ostreida; Ostreidae
Exons: 2
Coding region: 840-1673 (277 amino acids)
Biological process (GO): DNA integration
Molecular function (GO): nucleic acid binding
Source: RefSeq, a predicted model, not a curated record